This is a messenger RNA of Aplysia californica (California sea hare), 1359 nucleotides long. It is a transcript of the gene Src1, whose product is annotated as Src tyrosine kinase 1. Gene Ontology annotation, molecular function: signaling receptor binding; non-membrane spanning protein tyrosine kinase activity; ATP binding. Gene Ontology annotation, cellular component: extrinsic component of cytoplasmic side of plasma membrane. NCBI's taxonomy places the organism in Eukaryota, Metazoa, Mollusca, Gastropoda, Aplysiida, Aplysiidae. Gene Ontology annotation, biological process: innate immune response; cell surface receptor protein tyrosine kinase signaling pathway; protein phosphorylation. The record is from RefSeq and is marked provisional.
AUGGGCAACCUGUGCGUGAAAGGCGGCGGCGAGAAGGGCUCGUCCACCAAGUACCUGCCGGACCCGUUCCAGGGCGCGCACGGCGACAGCGAUGGCCGUGUGGACCUCAACGCCAGCUCGGGCACCAGUAGUCCAUCCACAGACGGCCUCAGGCCCCUACCCCGGGUGCCCGCCAGGAACAGAUGGUGGUUUGAGUUUGACCGAAAGGAGUCGGACAAGAUGUUGCUACUGCCUGGCAACCCUCGCGGAACUUUCCUGGUCAGAGAAGCCACAGAUAAAUCGACGUAUGUACUCUCGGUGCGGGACAACGACAAAGCCUCUGGGGAGCCGUGUGUGAAGCAUUACCGCGUGCGCAAGAUGGACGACGAGAGGGGAUAUUUCAUCAGUGCCAAAAAGACUUUCAAAACAUUGUUUGACGUCAUUGAACAUUACAAAGAUAACUCAGACGGCCUGUGCUGUCAGCUGGGAGCGGCGUGCCCCAGGAGCCGGCCCACCGUCCAGUUCCGAGAGCUGGAGAUCAAAAGGGAGGUCAUCGAACUGACCAACAAGCUGGGCGCAGGCUGCUUUGGCGAGGUCUGGAAAGGUAAACUGAGGAAGGUGGUGGAGGUGGCGGUGAAGACCUUGAAGCCCGGGACCAUGUCUUCGGAGGCUUUCCUCAACGAAGCCAAGAUCAUGCACAAACUGACGCACGCCAAGCUUGUCCAGUUGAUGGCUGUGGUGUCGGUCCAAGAGCCAUUCCUGAUCAUCACGGAGCUGAUGGUGAACGGUGCGCUGCUGGACUACCUCCGCUCCGAGGAGGGCAAGAAGCUCAAGUUUGACGUGCUAAUCGACAUGAACGCCCAGGUGGCAGAGGGUAUGACCUACCUGGAGAGCGUCAACUUCGUGCACCGAGACCUUCGCGCUGCCAACAUCUUGGUCGGGGAACACUGCGAGGUCAAGGUCGCGGACUUUGGUCUGGCUAGGGUGUUGCAGGAUGAUGAUGUUUACGAGGCCAAUGAAAACGCCAAAUUCCCCAUCAAGUGGACCGCCCCUGAGGCGGCCUUAGAGAGAAAGUUCAGCAUCAAGUCUGACGUCUGGUCGUUUGGCGUGCUCAUGUACGAGAUCAUCACCUUCGGCAAAGUGCCUUACCCUGGCAUGUCGGGCGCGGAGGUGCUGCAGAUGGUGGAGAGGGGUCGGCGCAUGAGCAAGCCCACCAACGGGCCAAUCGUGGUGGAGGACGCCUACUUUGAGAUGAUGCUGAAGUGCUGGAACAAGGUGCCCGAGCAGAGGCCCACGUUUGAGCACCUGCACGACUUCUUCGACACCUACGACAUCGGCACAGAAAAGAACUACCGCGAGAUGGACGAUAUUAGUCGUUGA